GUCCAAAAAAAGCGGGGUCGAGCACAGAGUUCAAUUGUUGAGCCUGCCAUGAAGCGGCCAAAGUCUGUGGAAUGCAAAACUCCUUGGCAAAGGCAGGAGAUUCCGAAUAUUGGGGAGGAGACAGUUGGUCUUACUUUUGACCCCCUGAGGCCAGUUCGUCGUGGUUUGCUUCUAGAGACAGCGAAAUUCUUCUGGGAAUGGGGACAAAAAGAAAAUACGCAUGUGAGAUUAUGUGGAAAACAUGGUGUGGACACUUCGCAUGACUUCUUCAUUCGCCUUUUGACCAAGGAUGGUUGGUUGAAUGACACAAACAUCGACAUGGGAUUGUAUUUGCUAAGGGUACGGCAGACAAUAUAUGCAAACUUGGUGCGUUCGGACUGGGCAAUAGUAGAUACUCUGUUCCAGACUUAUGCUGCAAUAGAUUUGCAACAUAUGCGCCUUUAUGGUGGAAAGGAAGAUAGGACCCAUAGCAAUGCUUUGGUGAAAAUGGUUAAUGGCAAACUGCCUACGUGGGGUAAACCUUGGUCUUCCGUGAAAAUUUUUUUUAUGCCGUACAAUGUGAGGCAAAAGCACUGGGUGAGACUUGUUUUAGAUUUAACAAGUUGUGAAAUUUUUGUGUACGAUUCAAAUAUAGAUUUGUUUAGGACCCACAUAUUGGUAAAGGCAGUGCAGCCACUUGCAAAAUUGAUCACUCCAUUGUUAGAAGAAGCUGGGUAUGUUGGUGAUUUUCCUCUGCGAAAAGGUGAGUGGCCAAUUCAUCGUGUAAUGGAUUCUGCCCAACAAGUUGGAGGCGGUGACUGCGGGAUGUUUGUCAUCAAAUACUGUGACUUUCUGAGCUGGAAUGUGGAGUUGGGGAAAAUUUCAAAUGAGGCCAUGCAUUUAUUCCGUCUAAAGCUUACUGUAGACUUGUUGCAGGGAUGCUACAAUAUAUAGCUGUAUGAUUAUGGCUGAAUGUUUAACUGCCUUAGUUUUGAACUUGAGAGGUAUUUCCAACCGUGUGAACACACAUGCAACACUAUUUUGUUUUGAUUACGGUGAUGUGAAUAUAUUAGCAAUUCACUCA
Molecule: messenger RNA, 1063 nt
Organism: Prunus avium (sweet cherry)
Lineage: Eukaryota; Viridiplantae; Streptophyta; Magnoliopsida; Rosales; Rosaceae
Source: RefSeq, a predicted model, not a curated record